ACAGGUACGCGCCUUCUUCUAGCUCAGACAACCAGGACGGACGGCGGGCUGCCUGAGGCCCUCCGCGCUGCCCGCGGGGCUGUUCCUCCGAGUCGCGGCCCGAGCAGGACUGUGAUGGUACAGUGUGCACAGCAGGUAGCUGGAACUGGCUGACGUGAGAGGUUCUUUCCAGCGCUCAUGAUCCCCAGGAACCCCUUCUCCCUGCUGCAUCUGCGCCUCUGACUUCCUAACCUCCAGUGCGUCCGUCUGUCCAGCAUAGUGUGGGUGGUGGCUGCAGCCAGGCAGCUGAUUUGUGUACGAUCCUGCCCACAGUGCUUAUAUUCAGUGCUGCGAAGAGUGAAAGGGAUUUGAAGGACACUGGGAUCCCCUGAUGUUCUCAAUCAGAGUCCUGUCUGCAAGAGGGUGAGGCCCAGGUUGGGCCCCCAGGGUGAAGAAGGCCUCGCCUGGCAUGAGGGCUGCAUUGUAAUACCAGGUAGGGCUCUGUGAAAUUCCAGGGUGGCAGGAAGCCCGGACUGGCCUCAUUAAGUGCCCCGAGCCUGGGUCAGGGAAGAGUCCUCCUCCUCUGCUCUUUUUGCCUGGAGGAGGUGGGCUCACAGUGUUGUAGAAAAGCCUCACGCUGCUGCAGUGACCUGGCCGAUGGGGACAGACUUGGGUUAGUGCCGCCCUAGUCCUUUCCGGCUGGACAAAGUUCCAUUGUGCACCUGCGGUCUCAGCCUCACCUGUGGCCACAGGAGUCACGGGGCUGUGUGGGACUGUGGAGGUGUGGGGGCUGGUGCAGCCGUCUGGGGCCCAGGGCACAUCGCUCUUGCCCAUGUGCACCCAGCCAUCGGGCUGUCCACACCUCCUCGACCGCCCAGAGCCAGUGCUGAGCCAAGAGGGCGGCUGCGGCACGGACUUUGUCACCCACCUGGCAAGUGGGGGUCGGUGGCUACUUGUUUUACAAACGAUUCUCUUCAAGAGCCCAGUGAUGCCAAAACGUUAAUGGUUUGCCCCUGCAGCUUUAGGAGUGACCUUUUCUUUGAGAUGUUUCUGUAUUCUCCAAAUUUUCUAUAGGGAACUUGGUUUUCUUUCAUAAUUACAAGGAAAAAACCACUGUCUCUUAAAAAUGGAGGCCAGCUAAGUUGCUGAGAUCACGAACUUUGUUUCUGGAUGCUGCCAAGCAGCACUGACGGAGCUCACUCUCGUCUCCAAGCCAUGCCAAGACUGGGGCGUGGGGGAGGGGUGCACAGGCAGAUCGGUCUCUGCCCCAAGUUGGAGUCUGUCUCAUCCAGGCUCAGAUCCUUCUGGAAAGGCAGAGGGGACUUUUGGUUCUAGCCGUGAGGCCUUGGACGGAUCACACUGGUGGCCUCAGCACCUGGUCUUUGAAGACAGUGCAGACUAAAUCUCUAAGGCCCCUUCCCACGCUGACAUCUGGGAUAGGGGUGGGGAAUGGGACUUCAGCAGAACUCCAGCUCUGGGGAGCCUUUCUGGAGAUUGGAGGAGCCCCUGGACACCUCAUGCUUAGGAGUGGAAACCAAAGGGGCCCAGACCAGGAGCCAAGCACUGGCCCAGAGUCUUGGGCCUGUCCUUGGCUGGAACAAAGGAGCCGGUGCAAGAAAGCUGCACUGCUGCCCGCCCUGGAUGGACAGGGCAGAGGACUACCUGGGUCAGAUACCCAGGACGGAGAGAAAUGUAAGCAAGUGCAGGGCAGGCCGCCGAGCCAGCGUACGCUCACAGGGAGCCUGCGGCUGGCGUCGAGAUGACGAUUGUCUCACAGGGCACGCGGCUGGGAGGCUGGACUCUAGACAGCUGGGCCUUCGCCACCCCCUGCUGCUGGUGUGCUGACUUGCAGAUUUCAUCCACCUUAUUUCAUCUGUUCGUAUAUGCAUUGGCUCAUCCCUUCCCGAGUAUAGUUUCUGACCUCUUGAUGGUUCCCACUUAAGUUCUCUUUGCUAUUAUAUGAGUUUAUAUAUAUAUAUUUUUUUCAAAUGUGUCCUAUGUACAAAAGAGCAUGUACAAUGUCAUCGUACAGUCUAAACAAUAGUAAGAUGGGCAGUGUAUUCGUCUUCAGGGAACAGAGCACUCUGCAAGUCCCUUAGAGGACCUCUUAUGCCCAACGUGGUCAGAUUCUCUACCUUUUCCACCAAAGUGAGCACUGCGCUGAUUUGUGGUUCAAUAAUUUCCUCGAUUUCCUGUUUUUAUCCCCAGAGGCAGUAGCUUGAAACAGUAUAGUGUUCAGUUUUGAAAGCACCUGGCAUCAAGCACACACUGAGCUGUGUGGGGAGAGAACAGUAUUGCUACUAUUAGGUGAAGUCGACCAGAAGCAGUCAUGUGAUCUCUGGGUCAGCGUGAAUCUCCGCUUCCUUGGGGAUGUGCCAAAGCCCCUUCUGGGCAAGUCAGCGAGCAAGGACUGGAACGGGUCCUGGGGGUGUCGGGGCCUCCACCCACGAGGUCCUCACUGUCUGGCAGAAGCAUGGUCAGAGGGCUUGGGCUGCUGUUGUCCGUCGGCAGGCUGACCACCGCUGUCCUCUGGACUCUGCCGGCAAGUCAAAGACGCGUCUGUGGGAUGGAAUGCUCGUCUGGAGAGCAGGACGCUUGUCAGCUCACGUCAAGACAAGCCAAGUAGAAAUGAGAAUGCGCGCCGGGAUCACUGGGUGUUCUGCUCCCAGCUAAGCCAUGUGAAGACAGAGGCACUGGUGCGAACAGCCCUUCAUCUCUCCGUCUUGAGUCCCUGCCCCAAAGCAGACUUGUUGUCCGUGAAGUCUGCUGACAGCUCUUGUGCUCACGCCUCUCCUCUGCUCUCCUGAGCAUUUCCUGGGGAUUUUCACCAUUUCUUUCUUUGGCUGUCCUCUCUGUUGAUCGAUCUCCUGCAUCCUUUGCCACUUGUGGGGGGAAAGGGUCAAUCCCGGAUGGGAAUUCUUUCUCCCCUGGAGGGUGGCUUGGUUUACCUUCUCCUGACACUGUCUUCUAGAAAAAUUCUGGAUUAAGAAAAAAACAGCAGUCUGUAUGCAGCACUGUCUACAGAUUGGUACCCCGGGUCGGGAGGCCCUGGAGGGAGCGCGUCGAUGCCAGCAGCCCAGGUAACAAGGCCUGCAUCUGCAUCCCGACAGCCGCCGUGGGGCUUCGUCCCUCUUCCCGGAGCUUCAGUUCCCGUGUCAGACAUGCUGGCCUGGGUCCCUCCCUUGCUGAUCUCCUGUCAGCAUCAUUUUGUCAUUUCGCUACCCUUUCGUGGAGAUUCCCUCAACUUCACCUUUCAGUCCCUUCUAGUGAGUUCUCAUCUUUGCUACCAUGUCUUUAAUUAUCAAGAACUCUAUUUUCUGAAUGUCCAUCUUCGUGUCAUUCUGUAUUUGUCUCAUGGGUUUGAUGUUUUAUCUGAAGAUAGCUUUUUUUCUUUGUCCCUUCUCGUAAAUCUGAUCUCUCCAUUUUUUCCCCCCAUUUGUCUUGGUCUCAGUCUUGGCCCUCAGAGGAUUGGCCCUCUGGCGUCUCAGAUUCUCCAGAAGAGUCCUUCGGGCCCUGCCCAGAGCCAUUGUGUGCGGGCCAUUGUGGGGGAAAGGCGGGCGCUCUGCAUUCAGCAUUCAAUAUGGCGGCACACAGCCGCUGCUUUUGUUUCCAGUGUGGGACCAAUCCUCUGCUUUGUCCAGAAGGCCUGUCUUACACUCUCCAGGGAGAAAACUUCCCUGACUUCUGCUGAGUUGAGGGAAAUGCAGGAACCCCGGAGCUUGGUCUCUCUCUCUCUAGACUUCUUGAAUUCCUCAUUCAAGCCACCCUCUCCACCCCAAGUUCUAGAAGGAACAAUGUCUCAGUUCCUUGUAUUCGAAGAUUCCUUGCUUUUUCAUGUUGUUUUAGGAUUCGGCGUGCUCAGGUCAGCUACAUUAACCUGCCCUGGUCCAUCUCCUUUUCAUCUUCUGAAGUGUUUUGUGCUGGCUGUUUCGCUACUCUCCCCAUGUUUUCGAAUUUAUGUCUUUUUAAAAGAAAUCCUUUUCCUAUAUUUACUUUGCUUUAAUGAGGUUUUAAUAGAGGAACAAAAUUAAGUUUAUGUAUCAUUCUGGCUUUUUUUAUCGCAGAAGUAAGGCUCACACUUUUUCAUGUUCCUUUACUCUCGUUUUUACGCAUACUAAAAUGCAUACUCAUUCCUUCUGUGGCAGUGCCCUCUGCCAGUUGGUGGGUGUGUCAGUCAGCCCUCCACCAGAGAGGCAGGGCCAAUAGGAACCCGUAUGAUGUGUGUGUAACUACAGAACUCUGUUUCAAGCAGUGGACUUCUGUGAGUUGGGAGUGCUGGCUAACAGGUGUGAGGUCUGCGGGGCUGGGAGUCCCGCCUGAAGGUCACAGGGCAGGUGGGGCGCCCCGGCACAGACUGACAGCUCCAAGAGCCGGCAGGUGGAACACCACAGGAGAGCUGAAGCUGUUGUCCACAUGAGCAGUUUCUUCCCCUUUUUUCAGGGAGGUUUCACCUGUCCAGGCCUUUCCAGGCUUCUGCUUCUAAGGUCUUUGACCAGUUGAAUCAGGCUCACCCACAUUAUCCAGGAUACUCCCUUGCUCUUAAUGUCAAUGGAUUAGGGGCUUUCAUGCAAAUGGAAAAAUACCCUCACAGCAACACCUAGGUUAGUGUUUGAGUAGCUGGGGACUGUGGCCUAGCCAAGUUGUCACAUCAAAAAAAAAAAAAAAAAAUCACUGGGGCAUUUGCCAAUCAUUUCCUUAACCAGUUCCCUGCAAAUGGGCAUUCAGAUUAGUUGGUUGUCAUUUAUAGACUUUCUUUUUUUUUAUAGACUUAAUUUAACUUUAUGUGGAGUUGUACUUCCCAGAUAAGGACACCGAGGCUUCAGGCAGUUACAGGAGACUCCCUAAGACCUUUCCUUAUGCCACGUUACCUUCAGGAUAAGAGCAGACUCGUGUUUAUUUUGGAGUUGCUCUCUUCAGCUCUGCACCGAUGCUACCCGCUCUGGGGAUGUUAACCGUCUAAGGUACUUUAUGCCCACCUUAGUCCAUGGAAGAUUGAGGGAGCUUCUGAGAACUAAGUGACUGUGAGGUUUAAAAGAGGGCCUGGCAGGUCCCCGGGGCCCACCUGCAGAUGAGGGGGCUCUGCGGCACAUGGUGGCUCGUGGUGGGCGCCUGGCACACGUCCAAGAAUAUGUAAUGAUAGAAACGAUCAGAAGGUCCUCCGAGUUCGGCAACAGUGCAUGCUAGUGUUAGUUCUCUGUGGAAAUAAUAAGGACGAUAACUCUAAAAUUGCAUGCUCGUUUGCUGGAAAUGUCUCUUUUUUGACGAACAGCUUCUUUUUUAAGAGUAUCUGCUAAUACUUAGAAGGUGAUGUAAGCGUCACCUUGGCAUUUGACAAGCUGACAUUACUCUUGACGCACAGUAGCUUGUUUUUACAUUUUUGUGUUUGAUAUAUAUUACUUCUGAUAACAUUUUAUAAUUUCUAAGUAAGUCCGUUUGUUCUUAGAAAUCAGUGGUUUUUUUUUUUAAUUACAUUUUUAAGGGCAUCCUAAAUAAUCUGUCUGUGCGUGUUACAGGGUCUAGACUAAGCCAGUGGUUCUCCAGGAGGCUGCUGCUUGAGGUCAUCUUCAUUUGCGGGGAAUACAAUUGUUUAUUGAAAACCCAAAAUCUCAGAGUUGAAUCUGGAAGGUGUGUGUCCACAUACGUGCAGUUGCAGAUCAGAGGGCGGGUUCCUUAUUUCAGGUCAAAGCCCAAGUAAUUUGCCCUUAAGAAUGCAGGGAAGGAGCCAGUCAAAAUGCCUACAAAUGCCGAAGCACAUGGGGGGAAGCCCAUCAGAAGGAUUUCUCGGGGUCUUUUGCGGGCUGCUCACUGGUUUCCGCAGCAGUCCCAGGGCGAGGGCCCAGGUGUGGGGGGGUUGGGAAUGUGUCGGCCUCUGUGCCAGAGCAGUGCUUCAUCCUGUGACAGCGGGCCUGAGUGCCCGUGCUGUGUCACAGGUGGAGUCUGUGGUGCUCUUGACGAUGGCGGUAUGCACAGGCGGGCAGGGCUUCUGCUUACCGUCCAGCUACUCAGCCAGCAGAAGUCCGUGCGGCAGCCCCUCUGCACAGGAGGGGAGCUCAGGAGGGCAGACGACUGCGUCCGAAGUGGGGUCCGUAUGCACAUGUGUCCCUGGUACACUUUAGCAUGGUGGGAUCUUCGGGGAAGCUAUGUGCCAGCGCCGAUCACAUUCGAAGAGGUCGAAGGCCCUUGUGUCUGUCCGUAAGCGGGAACCGACUGAGUCGUUGAUCUGGUCAUUUACAGCUCUGCUCCAAAUCCCGAUUGGGUCAGUGUGCCGCCCUGGGUUGGAUCCUUGUGUUGGCCGUCAUCACAAGGUCAUUCAAGGCCUCAGGGAAAGAGCUAGCUGAGCAAGUCAAGACAUGUCUGAACGUGCCCAGACAACAGCAGCCAGCACUGUCCGGGUGAGCCAAGACCAGCGUUGGGAAUGCGGCCUCCGAGGGGCAGUGGACAUGCAGCCAUUCCUGCUGCACUGGGAGAUGUUAAGAAAGGCUGCUAGAGGGGCGCCUGGGUGGCACAGCGGUUAAGCUUCUGCCUUCGGCUCAGGGCGUGAUCCCGGCAUUCUGGGAUCGAGCCCCACAUCAGGCUCUUCCGCUAUGAGCCUGCU
Molecule: messenger RNA, 6574 nt
Organism: Ailuropoda melanoleuca (giant panda)
Lineage: Eukaryota; Metazoa; Chordata; Mammalia; Carnivora; Ursidae
Exons: 2
Coding region: 3045-4010 (321 amino acids)
Source: RefSeq, a predicted model, not a curated record